GACAAUAAAAAUUAUGGGGUUAAAAACACCCACUUGCAUAUAUAUAUAGACAGUGGAGUGGUGUAUAAAAACACCAAGUUAUCUCUAUUCUUCCUUUAGUGAAAGAACACUCUAACAUCUCUUUGAAGAAUCUCUCUGUAGCUGAAUUUCAACACAGAAACAAUGCGCAGGACCGAGCACAUCAUUCUGCUAUUCAAAUAGUUGGGGAAAGUGAGGAGAUAGAAAGCAGUGACUCAUCUAGUUAGACGGUCAAUCAGUUGCCAACUUUAUAGGUAUCCAAGAAGCAACUGAUAAUGCCCACCACGAAGGUCUACAUAGUUUACUACUCCUUGUAUGGACAUGUGGAGAACAUGGCAAGAGAAAUACAGAAGGGUGCAAACUCAGUUCCCGGUGUUGAAGCAUUACUUUGGCAGGUACCUGAGACGCUGCCCGACCGAGUUUUAGAGAAGAUGAAGGCUCCUGAAAAAGCUGAUGAUGUACCUGAGAUUAGGCCUGAACAGCUUGUAGAGGCCGAUGGCUUCAUCUUUGGUUUUCCUUCCCGUUUUGGGGUAAUGGCAGCACAAUUCAAAGCCUUUUUCGAUGCCACCUAUGAAAUAUGGGCUACUCAAGCUCUUGCUGGGAAGCCUGCUGGGAUCUUCUGGAGCACAGGUUUCCAUGGGGGUGGACAGGAACUUACCGCAUUGACUGCCAUAACACAACUAGCACAUCAUGGCAUGAUCUUUGUUCCUCUGGGCUACACGUUCGGCAAUGGAAUGUUUGAGAUGGAACAAGUGAAGGGUGGAUCUUCUUAUGGCGCUGGAACUUAUGCAGCAGACGGUUCACGUGAGCCCACAGAGCUCGAACUUCAGCAAGCCUUUCAUCAGGGAAAGUACGUUGCUGAAAUUACGAGAAAGCUGAAGACUUAAAAUCUUCUAUACUACAAUGCACGUUUCAAGAAUUAUGAUGAUGACAUUGUGCUAAUAUCUUUACCAAAAAAAGAAGGAACUAAUAGCUUAUAAAAGUUCAUGAUGUAAAUGAAGCUUGAAAUUUUGGAGUUCCUGUUGCACUGAAAUGCCGGCAUAUAA
Sesamum indicum (sesame) is the source of this 1064-nucleotide messenger RNA. Its product is annotated as Quinone reductase family protein. Gene Ontology annotation, molecular function: FMN binding; NAD(P)H dehydrogenase (quinone) activity. Lineage: Eukaryota; Viridiplantae; Streptophyta; Magnoliopsida; Lamiales; Pedaliaceae. Gene Ontology annotation, cellular component: membrane. The record is from RefSeq and is a predicted model, not a curated record.